Molecule: messenger RNA, 2098 nt
Organism: Esox lucius (northern pike)
Lineage: Eukaryota; Metazoa; Chordata; Actinopteri; Esociformes; Esocidae
Gene: fzr1b
Product: fizzy/cell division cycle 20 related 1b
Exons: 12
Coding region: 54-1514 (486 amino acids)
Biological process (GO): positive regulation of ubiquitin protein ligase activity; anaphase-promoting complex-dependent catabolic process; positive regulation of anaphase-promoting complex-dependent catabolic process
Cellular component (GO): anaphase-promoting complex
Molecular function (GO): ubiquitin ligase activator activity; protein binding; anaphase-promoting complex binding
Source: RefSeq, a predicted model, not a curated record
GGGUGGGGGUGGGGGGGGCUGGACAGUCUAUUUCGUGGUGGUGCUCCUGUAAAAUGGACCAGGACUACGAGAGAAGGCUGUUGAGACAAAUUAAUCAUCAGAACCUGCCGGAGGGACAACUGUCUAAGUCUGUGGGUGCCACCUGCAGUCCUGUCAGUGUGAAGUCUGGAGACCGAUUCAUUCCUACCCGCGCUGGAAGCAACUGGAGUAUCAACUUCCACUACGCCAAUGAGAACUGUCAAUCUCCCAACCAAAACCACAGGUCCAAGGAUGCAGGGUCAGACAAUGGGAAAGACGCUGUGGCAUAUGCUGCCCUGCUGAGGAAUGAGCUGUUGGGGGCAGGGAUAGAGAGUGUUCCAGACCCCAACACUGAUGACCACCGCCACACCGUCCCCUCCCAGGAAACACACAGCCUCUUCAGGUACACAGUCCACACUAAGAGAGUGCCUUUGGACAGUGGCAGUGAGGUGUCGCCGUACUCCCUCUCCCCACUCAGCAACAAGAGUCACAAGCUCCUGCGAUCCCCUCGGAAGCCGGCCCGUAAGAUCUCCAAGAUCCCGUUCAAGGUGCUGGACGCCCCUGAGCUGCAGGAUGAUUUCUAUCUCAACCUGGUGGACUGGUCGGCUGGCAACCUGCUAUCCGUGGGCCUGGGGGCCUGUGUGUACCUGUGGAGCGCCUGCACCAGUCAGGUGACAAGACUCUGUGACCUGUCAGUGGAUGGGGACUCUGUGACGUCCGUGUGUUGGAACGAAAGGGGAAGCCUAGUUGCCGUGGGAACCCAUAAGGGCUACGUUCAAAUCUGGGACGCAGCGGGCGGGAGGAAGUUGACCAGUCUGGAAGGCCACUCUGCCCGCGUCGGAGCGCUGGCUUGGAAUGGGGAGCAGCUUUCCUCAGGCAGCAGGGACCGUGUGAUCCUCCAGAGGGAUGUCCGCACCCCUCCAUCUGCUGAGAGGAGGCUCCAGGGACACAGGCAGGAGGUCUGUGGCCUGAAGUGGUCGCCGGACCACCAGCACCUGGCCUCCGGGGGCAAUGACAACAAGCUGCUGGUCUGGAACAGCUCCAGCCUGCUCCCGGUGCAGCAGUACAGUGACCAUCUGGCUGCGGUAAAGGCCAUAGCCUGGUCACCCCACCAGCACGGACUGCUGGUGUCUGGUGGAGGCACGGCCGACCGCUGCCUGCGCUUCUGGAACACCCUGACGGGCCAGGCCCUGCAGAGCACCGACACAGGCUCACAAGUCUGCAACCUGGCCUGGUCCAAACACGCCAAUGAACUGGUGAGCACCCAUGGCUACUCUCAGAACCAGAUCCUGGUGUGGAAGUACCCCUCUCUGACCCAGGUGGCCAAGCUGACGGGACACUCCUACAGAGUUCUUUACCUGGCUGUGUCACCAGAUGGAGAGGCCAUUGUGACGGGGGCGGGAGAUGAGACUCUACGUUUCUGGAAUGUUUUCAGUAAGACGCGCUGCACCAAGGAGUCCAAGUCUGUGUUAAAUCUCUUCACCAGGAUACGAUAGUGAAACAAGGGGUAAGGACUUAAGUAGGGGGGGGUUUAGGGAGGGAAGACAUCUUCCUGGCCCCACAAACCCUGCAUUGACCCCCUUGUAUCACUUCUCUGUCAGCACAGCAUCGGCCAUCAAUAAAUACUUUUCAGUUUCAGCCCCACCUUUUCUACUGAGGAUAGCUCUAACCACCUACAGCCUGUGAGCGGCUGUCAUUGAUUUCGGAACAAACAUGACCGAGGGCUUGUUGUCUACGUACGUCUGUCCCUUGUAUCUGUUGUGGAUGACCCGACAUGUUUUAUGAGUUAUUAUAGAUCUUUUUUUUCUCCAACUGUGUGACUUGACCAGGGCCCAGAGUUUUACCGAUGGGGACACAUGGUUGGGAAGGCACUACAUAUUCUGUAUUCUGUUAGCAGAGAUAGUUAGAUGUUAAGUUUAUCGAGGAAAGAUUUUACACAUUUCCAUCAUGUUGUAUGGUUUCUCAGCCUCUCCAACUUACAAAGACUGAGUGACUGCAGAUGUCUAUAUUUUGAUAAUCUGUAAAUGAGUUAUCAUACAAUCUAACAGAAUGUCAUAAUAAAUAAGUACACCAAUAGUCA